Molecule: messenger RNA, 1800 nt
Organism: Fusarium poae
Lineage: Eukaryota; Fungi; Ascomycota; Sordariomycetes; Hypocreales; Nectriaceae
Exons: 3
Coding region: 1-1800 (599 amino acids)
Source: RefSeq, a predicted model, not a curated record
AUGGCGCCUGCAUUGUUUGGGAAAGUGAAAUCCAAGGGCAGGAAGUGGUUGCAGGCCUCUCACCGGGAAUCCUCGACUCCUUCGCCACAAACACUUUCGCCAACACCAUCUCGACCUUCAUCCCAACUAGCUGCUCGACCGACAUCUCAGCCAACGCCCUCUCCGCAUAUCUCGACGGAUUCCGACACCUCCUCGCUGACGAGUCUACAAGAGCGGCUUUGGAAUAAGGCCUACGAUGGGCUCAAAGCGAGCGAGCCCAAACUAGUCGGGGCGUACGAGAAGAUCUUGGGUUCUAAACUGCACGAGGACGGCCCUAGCUCCGUUGCCUCCGAACCGACUGACAAUGGAAUAGCAAGCGCUUGGGGCCCAAGAUGCCGCCAAAUGCAGCAGUUGAUCCAGGCAGGGCUGGGCCGGACGCAGAAGCAAGCGUCCAUCAAGCAAGGCAUUGACGAAGGCUUGCAAGCAAUACAAGCGGUGAGGGGAAUAAUGGACAGCGCGGUAAAGGCCGCACCAGAAGCCGCCGUUGCCUGGGUCGGCGUCUGCCUUGGAUUAGAGAUCCUUUCGAACCCCGUCACCGAGGCACGCGCAAACCGCAAAGGCAUCGCCUACGUCCUGUCAAGAAUAGAGUGGUACUGGAACUUAGUGUCUCUACUUCUCGACGAGAACAAGGCCGAGCAAUCUUCCGUGGGACUGCGAAUGAAGAGCGUCUGCAUUUACUACCGGAACUCGGCUGUCGUCAUCGGAAGGGAUAUGCUCAAACUCGAUGACUGGGCUGGCCAGUUCAGCGAGAUCAAGGAAGCAGAGGAUGCCGUGCAAAGAGACAUGGAACAAUACAACACAGAAGAGAGCAAGAUACGACUGCAGAAAAUCGCCAAAACCGCUAGCGCUAUAGAGAUGAAGCUCCAAGACAUUCAUGCGGCCAUCAAAGGCGUACAUUUGGCCAUUGAAGCGCAAACGCAACAUCAAGAGAAGAGACACCAAGACGACGAGGCGAAGCAAUGUCUGAAAGACCUGCGCGAGACCGACCCUCGCGACGACAAGACGCGCAUCGAAGCUACAAAGGGCGGCCUGCUCAGGGACUCGUACCGCUGGAUUCUUGAUAAUGACGAAUUUCGGCGAUGGCGUGACGAUCCACAAAGCCAGCUGCUCUGGAUCAAAGGCGAUCCUGGCAAGGGCAAGACGAUGCUGCUGUGCGGCAUCAUCGACGAACUGGAGAAGGAACCCGGCAAACACCUGUCCUACUUCUUCUGCCAGGCCACCGAGACACGACUGAGCAAUGCGACGGCCGUGCUGCGUGGCCUGAUCUACCUUCUCGUCGACCAACAGCCGUCGCUCAUCUCGCAUGUUCGGGAGAAGCACGACCAUGCGGGUAAGCAGCUUUUUGAGGAUGGGAAUGCCUGGGAAGCCUUAUCUAAGAUCCUCACGGCCAUGCUUAAUGACCCGGGCGUGGAUGGUGCGAUCCUGAUUGUUGAUGCCCUCGAUGAAUGCAAGACAAAUCGCCAUCAGCUUCUCGACUUCAUCACUAAACCUUCCCGCGUCAAGUGGAUCGUCUCUAGCCGUAACUGGCCGGACAUUGAGGAGAAACUGGACAAUUUGGAGCAGAAAGUCAGGCUGCGCCUUGAGUUGAACAAGGACUCAAUCUCCAAGGCUGUCAAUACCUACAUCGGACACAAGGUGAAUCGACUGGCAGGUCUUAAGAAAUACGCAGGGUUGAAAGCCACUCCACUCAAUCCACUAGCAGCUCGAGUGGAGUGGGUAGAUCAUAAUCCACUGAAUAUCUCAGUAUCGUGGAUCCACUAG